Molecule: messenger RNA, 1612 nt
Organism: Colletotrichum destructivum
Lineage: Eukaryota; Fungi; Ascomycota; Sordariomycetes; Glomerellales; Glomerellaceae
Product: Putative origin recognition complex, subunit 6
Exons: 2
Coding region: 257-1378 (373 amino acids)
Biological process (GO): DNA replication
Cellular component (GO): nuclear origin of replication recognition complex
Molecular function (GO): DNA binding
Source: RefSeq, a predicted model, not a curated record
AUCACACCAUCUCGCCCUUGAACCUUUUUCUUUCUGUACCUCGUCACAUCAUACGCCGACCAAUCGCUCCGAACGGCCACAAGAAGCAGACCUGAGAAACCCAACUAAACGAACGAUACCCCAGAAACCUUUGGGCGUCCCAAGAAAGGACAUUCACUGCUCAACGCGUCCUCGACGCGUCUUGCGCCGAAAGCUCUUCAUCUAGCACCCCCCGAGCCACAUACCACACACACUACACGCCACACGCACACCCACCAUGAACCGGUCCAUAGAACAGACACUUUUGUCGCUGAUGCCCACCCACAGCUCAGCUUUACCGCCGCCCCUGGUAGAGCUUGCCGGUUCCUUGCUGGCACAAUCGAGGCACAGAGCGAGCACGCUCAAGGCAGACGAAGAAGUCGGGCGGUUGUACGCCUGCGCACACAUCGCCUGCGACAGACUCAAAAUCACAUUGGACCUCCCCCCAAUCGAGCCGCGGCCUCCAAUCCCUCCCCGAAUCUACAAGCGUCUCUACAGUCACCUCGACAACAUCCUCCCCAACUCCGCCCUGAACCGCACGCCAGGAAAGAACGGCACACCGCGACACAGACAACGGCACGGAGUCGAUUCUCCCGUCAGGACGCCACACCGGCCGACGCCCACAAAGGAACGUUCCCUCGCGCAAUUUCGCUCAGGCGCAAGCGGGCCCAACACGCCGACAAAGUCGACUGGCAAGGCCACCUACCCUUCGGACAAGUCCGGCCUCCACUUUUGGAUUCUGCCGACCAUCCGCUUCCUCUGUAAGCAGACAGGGCAGCGGCAGCUCGGGCCGACGAUUCUGGCGGGCAUGGAGUAUAUCGUCGUCCCCGGCGGGCGAAGGACGCGCGACGCGUGGGUGAGAGCGAACCUCGCCGCGCUGUGCGGUGCUGUGUAUUAUCUCGUCACGAAGCAGGUCAAGAGUCUCAAGCUGGGGGAGGGUGUCGAAAACGAAUCGUACGUGCCCGAGCGGAAGCGUAUUCUCGAACUCCUUGCGAAGGCGAGGGAGGAGGUGGACUCGAGAGGGCUGGACGAGGACGAAGCGUGGGAAGGGUGGGCGCCCGUCAAGGCCGCGGAGUUCGACGCCGCUCUAGAGCAAGUUGCGGAUCGCGGGUGGCUUGAGGCCGAUUGGUAUCGCAGCCUCGGCGAUAUCAUCGAGGCGGGCAACGUGAUCGCCGACAGUCAUCGGCAGGAGGACUCGUACAGGGCGCCUGUGCGCGGAGCGGACACCAUGUUCCAGGACCGGUACGACUUUUUGAGUGAGAAGAAGCGCAGGGAGUACAGCACAUGGAAGGAGGAUAUUCUUAGGCGCAUCAAUGCGAUGGAGAAGGAGGGCGCGGAGGCCAUGGAUGUCGACGAUUGAGGAAGGGGUGCUGCGUUGACGCCUCCGUUGACGCGCGGAGGGUGUUCCGCCUCGGGUAUUGUUACCCGGCGGUGCUUAUCGGAAAGGGGCCGGCCGUGAUCGAGCUGCACCCGCUCCGCUCCGCUCCCCGACGACUACCGAAACAAGAUUCAAGUCACGCCGUCACUUAUCCGAAUCACCGGUUUUCCGAGGGCGUGCCCCCCCCCCCCCCUCCCCGUGGCAUCGACAUCUAUU